Messenger RNA from Mustela lutreola (European mink), 1099 nucleotides. It is a transcript of the gene SLURP1, whose product is annotated as secreted LY6/PLAUR domain containing 1. The record is from RefSeq and is a predicted model, not a curated record. Bases 579 to 1016 code for a protein of 145 amino acids. Gene Ontology annotation, molecular function: acetylcholine receptor inhibitor activity. The transcript has 3 exons. NCBI's taxonomy places the organism in Eukaryota, Metazoa, Chordata, Mammalia, Carnivora, Mustelidae.
GGGCCGUGAACAGCCGGAGAAGGCCGUUAGGUCAAGAGGCAGGGGUUGGGCAGAGCCCUGUUGUCUGGGGCCUAAAAUCGGGAAGCUCAGGCUUGAUCAUUUGUAGGGAAGGGGCUGGCAGUGACUGUGGGGUCUGCCUGGAGCCCACACCCGUCAGCCCGAGAGAACCCUGGGGGGCCCAUCCCAGCCCCCGUGACACCACCCCACCGGGCGCCCACCCUCCUCUGCACCUGGCCCGAUUCCCUGCCCCUGGGCCUGUGCUCUGGGGGGCUCCUGUGUCAGGAGGAGGACAUCUGGGUGUGAAGGAGCCAGGCCCCCGUUUGGUGCCUGGGAGGCGUCCUCGCGGGCCGGCACCAGACAGGCUCCAGCCAUGGGGGUCCCCCUCCUUGAGGGCCUGGGCGUGACGCUGCCCGCCUGCCCACCGUCCCGCCCGCUCCCUCCCACUCCUACCCUGUGCCGCCCGGCUGACUCACAUGUUUCUUCCGCCACCACCCUGGCAGGCCCUGCAGGGCGGGCAGGGUAUAAGUGUCCACGGAGGCGGCCCUGGUGCUGCCUGUCCCGGCUUCUGAGCGUGGCAGAUGGCCUGGUGCAGGGCUGCCCUCCCACUGCUGCUUAUCGCAGCGUCCAGCGUGCGUGGCGGUGAGGCCUUCAAAUGCUUCACAUGCGAGCAGCCCACAACCAUUUCGCUGUGUAAGAACGUCACUCGCUGCAAGCCGGAGGCCACGGCCUGCCAGACGGUGCUGGUGCAGGUGGAGUCGGAGUACCCCUUCAACCAGAGCCCCAAGGUGACCCGUUCCUGCGCCAACUCCUGCAUAGCCACCGACCCCGACAGCAUAGGAAUCGCCCACCCCGUCUACUGCUGCUUCUAUGACUUGUGCAACUCCAUGCAGGGCACCAGGCUGGGGGCCAGCCGCCGGGGGCCCCGGUCCUCGGCCACCUCCUUCCCUGAAGGGCCCAGCGCCACUGGAGAUCGCCUCUACCCACGUGCUUCCUUGAGCUCCCCGAGCCUCAGGUGAAUCGCGGGCCCCAAGGGCUACGAGUUUUGCCAGGGGCCCUCUGUCGCCCACCCUUGCAGAGGAUAAAUAAAGACGAGGCAGAG